Messenger RNA from Scomber japonicus (chub mackerel), 1311 nucleotides. RefSeq lists its product as uncharacterized. Lineage: Eukaryota; Metazoa; Chordata; Actinopteri; Scombriformes; Scombridae. The coding region runs from base 1 to 1311 and encodes 436 amino acids. The transcript is spliced from 5 exons. The record is from RefSeq and is a predicted model, not a curated record.
AUGAGGCUGGAGCUCUUCCUGGUUGUUAUAGCUGUGGUUGGUGCAGCUGGCACCCCACUGAACAAGGCAGCGGCCAAGAAGAAGCUGCUUCUGAUCUCAUUUGAUGGCUUCAGGUGGGACUAUGACCAGGACGUGGACACGCCGAACCUGGACCAGCUAUCGAAGGAUGGAGUCAAGGCCAAAUACCUCACCCCCCCAAUGCUGACCAUGACUUCCCCGUCCCACUUCACCACCAUCACAGGCAGAUGGGUGGAGGAUCACGAAGUUGUCCACAACCUGAUGUUCAACUCCACAACGAACCUCAAAGUUCCUAUCAAACUGACAUAUCAGAGAUCACAGUGGUGGGACAACGGACCUCUGCCAUUAUGGAUCACAGCACAGAACCAGGGUCUGAAAGCAGCUUCCUUUUACUACCCAGGAGGCGGGGUUACCUACGGCGGCCAGGCAGUCAACCGUGCAUACGUGCUGUCACAUGGCCACAAAGACGACAAUGAGACUGAGUGGAAGGAGAACAUUGACAAGGUGAUGAGCUGGUUCUCAAAAGAAGACUUCAGCUUGGUGACGCUGUACUUUGGGGAGCCAGACAGUGUGGGCCACCGCAUGGGGCCUGAGACCGAGGCCAGGAAGGUAAUCAUCAAGCAGAUCGAUCGCACCAUCGACUAUCUGAGAAAGGCCAUCGAUCGCAAUCACCUGAGCGACAGCCUGAACGUCAUCAUCUCCUCCGACCACGGCAUGACCACGGUCAAGAAGCGACCACUGGUGGACGAGAUCGUAAUCAAUAAAUACCUGAAUUUACUGAAUAGCACCUGCUUUGAGAUCCUCGACUACGGCGGGUUUGGCAUCUUGACACCAAAGCCAGGAAUGGAGCAGUUUGUUUUUGAUGAGCUGUCCAAGGCGCCAAAUCUGACGGUCUACAAGAAAGAUGAGAUGCCUGAGAGCUUCCAUCUCGCCAAAAGUAAGAGGUUACCUCCCAUUGUGGUCGUCGGAGAUCUAGGAUUCAACCUGAACUCUAGAUUCAUCGUCUAUGUCAACAGAGGAGACCAUGGCUUCAAUAACGAAAAUAUGGACAUGAAGACCAUCUUCAGGGCCUUUGGACCCGACUUUAAGAAGAACUACCUGUCUGAGCCAUUUGACAGCAUCCACAUCUACCCUCUGAUGUGCAAACUGCUGCAGAUUGAACCGGAGCCACACAAUGGAUCGCUGACUGUGACUGAGGACAUGCUGCAGCCCAGAGGUGGAUCACAGAGGGCUCACCUGUCUGUCGCUCUGCUGCUGUCGAUGCUGCUGCUCGUCAUCUUCACAGGGCUGUAA